Molecule: messenger RNA, 3034 nt
Organism: Physeter macrocephalus (sperm whale)
Lineage: Eukaryota; Metazoa; Chordata; Mammalia; Artiodactyla; Physeteridae
Gene: PDE11A
Product: phosphodiesterase 11A
Exons: 20
Coding region: 1-2784 (927 amino acids)
Biological process (GO): negative regulation of receptor guanylyl cyclase signaling pathway; signal transduction
Molecular function (GO): 3',5'-cGMP-stimulated cyclic-nucleotide phosphodiesterase activity; protein binding
Source: RefSeq, a predicted model, not a curated record
AUGACAGCCUCCCGCCUGGACUUUGGGGAGGUGGAAACUUUCCUGGACAGGCACCCAGAAUUGUUUGAAGAUUACUUGAUGCGGAAGGGGAAGCAGGAGAUGGUGGAGAAGUGGCUGCAGAGACACAGUCAGAGUCAGGGGGCUUUAGGCCCAAGGCCCACACUGACUGGCACAAGCAGCGUGGCUCAUGGAGGUGGCAGCAGUAGCAGCACCGUUGGUGAUGGCACAGGACCAAAUGGCUCUGCUAGCAGCCAGCACACUCUGGGUGGUGGGGACUCAGGUGGGGUUCCCCUGAGUCCCAGCUGGGCCAGUGGCAGCUGCAGCGAUGGGAGCCUGCAGCAGAGAGCUUCUCAGAAAGAGCUAAGGAAGAGUUUUGCCCGCUCCAAGGCCAUCCACGUGAACAGGACCUACGAUGAACAAGUGACCUCCCGGGCCCAGGAGCCCCUGAGCAGUGUGCGGCGGAGGGCACUUCUCCGGAAGGCCAGCUCCCUGCCCCCCACCACUGCCCACAUUCUCAGUGCCCUGCUGGAAUCGCGGGUGAAUGUGCCUCAGUACCCCCCUACCGCCAUGGACUACAAGUGCCACCUCAAAAAGCAUAAUGAGCGUCAGUUCUUCCUGGAACUGGUCAAGGAUAUCUCCAAUGACCUUGACCUUACCAGUCUGAGCUACAAGAUCCUCAUCUUUGUCUGCCUCAUGGUGGACGCUGACCGCUGCUCUCUCUUCCUGGUGGAAGGGGCAGCUGCUGGCAAGAAGAGCUUGGUCUCCAAAUUCUUUGACGUGCAUGCAGGAACCCCACUGCUGCCCUGCAGCUGCACAGAAAACUCAAAUGAGGUGCAGGUCCCCUGGGGCAAAGGCAUCAUUGGCUAUGUCGGGGAGCAUGGAGAGACGGUCAACAUUCCUGAUGCCUACCAGGAUCGAAGAUUCAAUGAUGAAAUUGACAAGCUAACUGGAUACAAGACAAAAUCAUUACUGUGCAUGCCUAUCCAAAGCAGUGAUGGUGAGAUUAUCGGUGUGGCCCAAGCGAUAAAUAAGAUUCCUGAAGGUGCUCCAUUUACUGAAGAUGAUGAAAAAGUUAUGCAGAUGUAUCUUCCAUUUUGCGGAAUUGCCAUAUCUAAUGCUCAGCUAUUUGCUGCCUCAAGGAAAGAAUAUGAAAGAAGCAGGGCUUUGCUAGAGGUGGUUAAUGACCUCUUUGAAGAACAGACUGACCUGGAGAAAAUUGUCAAGAAAAUAAUGCAUCGGGCCCAAACACUGUUGAAAUGUGAACGCUGUUCUGUUUUACUCCUAGAGGACAUCGAAGCACCAGUGGUGAAGUUUACCAAAUCCUUUGAAUUGCUGUCCCCAAAGUGCAGUGCCGAUGCUGAGAACAGUUUCAAAGAAAGCAUGGAGAAAUCAUCAUACUCCGACUGGCUAAUAAAUAACAGCGUUGCUGAGCUGGUGGCUUCUACAGGCCUUCCAGUAAACAUCAGUGACGCCUACCAGGAUCCCCGCUUUGACGCCGAGGCUGAGCAGAUAUCUGGUUUUCACAUAAGAUCGGUUCUCUGCGUACCUAUUUGGAAUAGCAACCACCAAAUAAUUGGAGUGGCUCAAGUGUUAAAUAGACUUGAUGGGAAACCUUUCGAUGACGCAGAUCAACGACUUUUUGAGGCUUUUGUCAUCUUUUGUGGCCUUGGCAUCAACAAUACAAUUAUGUAUGAUCAAGUGAAGAAGUCGUGGGCCAAGCAAUCUGUGGCUCUUGAUGUGCUAUCUUAUCAUGCAACAUGUUCAAAAGCUGAAGUUGACAAGUUUAAGGCAGCCAACAUCCCUUUGGUGUCAGAACUUGCCAUCAACGACAUACAUUUUGAUGACUUUUCUCUCGACGUUGACGCCAUGAUCACGGCUGCUCUUCGGAUGUUCAUGGAGCUGGGGAUGGUACAGAAAUUUAAAAUCGACUAUGAGACACUGUGUAGGUGGCUUCUGACUGUAAGGAAAAAUUAUCGGAUGGUUCUAUACCACAACUGGAGACAUGCCUUCAACGUGUGCCAGCUGAUGUUUGCAAUGUUAACUACUGCCGGGUUUCAAGAGAUUCUGACGGAGGUGGAAAUUUUAGCGGUGAUUGUGGGAUGCCUGUGUCAUGACCUCGACCACAGGGGAACCAACAAUGCCUUCCAAGCUAAGAGCGGCUCUGCCCUGGCCCAACUCUAUGGAACUUCUGCUACCUUAGAGCAUCACCAUUUCAACCACGCAGUGAUGAUCCUUCAAAGCGAGGGUCACAACAUCUUUGCUAAUUUGUCCUCCAAGGAAUACAGUGACCUUAUGCAGCUUUUGAAGCAGUCAAUACUGGCAACAGACCUCACGCUGUACUUUGAGAGGCGAACUGAAUUCUUCGAACUUGUCAGUAAAGGAGAAUAUGAUUGGAACAUCAAAAACCAUCGUGAUAUAUUUCGAUCAAUGUUAAUGACAGCCUGUGACCUUGGAGCCGUGACCAAACCGUGGGAGAUCUCCAGACAGGUGGCUGAACUUGUAACCAGCGAGUUCUUUGAACAAGGAGAUCGGGAGAGGGCAGAACUCAAACUCACUCCUUCAGCUAUUUUUGAUCGGAACCGGAAGGAUGAGCUGCCUCGGUUGCAAUUGGAGUGGAUCGACAGCAUCUGUAUGCCUUUGUAUCAGGCAUUGGUGAAGGUCAAUGUGAAACUGAAGCCGAUGCUGGAUUCGGUGGCUGCCAACAGAAGUAAGUGGGAAGAGUUGCACCAGAAAAGGCUGCUCGUCUCUUCGGCUGCCUCUGCCCCUCUGUCAAUCUCAUGGUGACAGGAGAUGACAGAGACUAACCCUCCAGGUCAGCCGUGGCUGUGAAAUGACUUGGUCCUCAAGAGCCAGCUUCAGUCCCACCACAGCAUUCUUUUGUUCCUUUAAGCUCAAACAGACAUAAAGUCUCAGGGUUGUGCUAGGAAGCAUGCCUGGGCUUUUACCCUGCAGUGUGGUGUCAGCAGAAAGGACAGAGGAGGAGGUGGGCCAGGGAGCACAUGCCCCAGGACACUCACCUCUCCCUGAGGAACAC